This is a messenger RNA of Ostreococcus lucimarinus CCE9901, 3030 nucleotides long. RefSeq lists its product with no specific name. The coding region runs from base 1 to 2925 and encodes 974 amino acids. The transcript has a single exon. NCBI's taxonomy places the organism in Eukaryota, Viridiplantae, Chlorophyta, Mamiellophyceae, Mamiellales, Bathycoccaceae. The record is from RefSeq and is a predicted model, not a curated record.
AUGGCGCGCGGCGCGGCGCGAGGGACGAACGAAAAGGGUCGCGCGCGCGCGCCGACGACGCCGCGCGCGCGCGACGGCGACGGCGCGCGCGACGCCGCGCGAACUGACGCCGGAGACCGACCGGAUGCCGAACGUCGCGACGACGACGACGACGACGACGUCGAGCGCGCGCGGAAGCGACGGGCGACGGCGCGAGCGGCGCGAUUGGGAUUUUUCGGCGCGCUCCGUAAGGCGGUCGAGCGAAACGCGCUGAUGAUGGAGAGCGACUCGAGCGAUGAUUACGAUUCGGACGAGGACGCCGCGCCGGAGCGCGCGCGCGCGGAGCGACGGCAGAGCGCGUGGGCGCGCGCGGUGGGAGAAUCGGACGCGGAUGAGCUGGAGAAGAUGAUGUCCGACCUGUCGGGGGCGAGGGAGAUGGCGAUGCGGAUGCGGUCGGACGUCGGGGGCGGCGGCGACGCGGAGGAGGACGCGACGACGGCGGAGCGCGAACGCGGGGCGAAGCGCGAGGUCGAGGCGACGCCGGCGACGUCGGAGACGAAGCGAGGCGACGAGGACGACGGUUCGGGGGGGAUGGCGAUCGCCAAGAGAGUCGCGUACGAGGUCGGCGCGACGGGGGCGGCGAUGUUUUCGUCGGCGGGCGAGGCGACGAACGAGGACGAGGACGGUUCCGCGGGUUCUAUUUUCGUCGACGUUCGCAUGAUCCAGUGCUUGAGCGGCUUAUUCAUACGAGUGAACGUCGAAUCCGGGAGCGGUUUGCUCGCCAUGGACGCGGGCGAGACGUCGGACCCGUACGUGAAGGUGUCUAUCGUCAACAGCGCCGGGCUCGCCGUCGACGGUCAAGUACACCGAACGGGGUACCGCCCGAAAACUACGAAUCCGGUGUGGAACGAGUCGUUUUACAUGGGUAGCGAAAAACUGAGAUAUAAGGACUGCUCGUUGAAGUUUGAAGUGUACGACUUCGAUCUCAUGUCAGCCGACGACGCCAUGGGCUCGGCGACGUUGCCUCUGACGCAUUUCGCGAAAAUGAAAGCCAACUUUAAAGACGUAAAGUCAGUGAAGGACACCGACGCAAAGGUGAUCGAUCCAUCGCCUUCACUCGCCGACGCGCUUUCAAAGUCACCAUCGCAAGUGCCCGCGGCGGCGUUACAUUUGCACAAAGUAAAGAACACGCCUGAAAACCGGGCACCGACGCACUUUGACGACGGAUACUUCGUCGAACGCAACUCAAACGAGCUGGUCGUGCACUUUAAGCUGCGACCUCCGCGGACGUCGUCGUUCAUAUUCGAAGAAGCCAAAGCGAUGUUGUCCUUCGCGAAGCAGCUGGUCGACCCACGAAACUUUGGAAAGAGCUUCAACCAAACUGGAGUCGGUCUUUGGCUAAAUAGCAAAGUCGAACAAGCCGUCGACGUUGGAAAGCGCCGUGCUUUGAAAGUCAUCGAUGCGACGAUUGAGGAAAAGAAGAAUAAGGUUUGUGAACUCGCCGUGGCGGAUCGCGAUAUGCCGUCGGUGAUCCGAAACUAUCUCGCAGGCGUUGUGAACAUGUACAUCUCGGAUAUUCAGCAGGGGCUGAUGAGCGACUUGGGGAUUCGUUUGAAAAUUCUAGACAGCGCUAAAUCGCAAGGAUCCGCUCAAGCAGAUCAAAAUGACGCAGAGCAGGUUAAACGCAGGAGCGUUCCACAGAGCUUCAGCAUGAAGCGUUCGGUGUUUGGAUUAUUUGAAUCUAUUCGGUGCUGGUACCUUUACAACGAAGUUCCGGGUGAUCUCUCCAUCUUCGGUAAGGUGCGAAAUCCUUAUUGGUGGUUGUUCCUCGUUUCAAAGCUCUACUUUGGUCUCGGUCUCCAAGCGUUUGUGUUCUUCAUUCGUCUGGCUCUCGUGGAUAGGCGAGACGAGUGGCAGAUGUUCGAGUACAUCAUGGUUUUCAAGGGAAUUCAGUUCAUUUCGGGAACGAUUUCCGUCUUCGCCGGCGUGUUCGCGUUCAUCCAGUGUGCCGGCGUACGUGACGCUGGCACCACGCACACGUGUGACACCACAGGACCAUGGGUAACAGAGAUGCAGUCGUGUGCGAUUGAUUCGAGCACUUGUGUCGCGCUCAAUGUCGGCGCGUACCUCGUACGUAUCAUGAUGUGCUGGUACGCGUUUCACAAGCUCCGUCGUUCGUUCGCGUUUGGGCGCGCGAUCGCGAGCGAUCACAGAUUGGUUGGUGCUAGAAUUCGAAUCACAACCGUUGGAAUCGGUUCACGGUAUAAGACCUACGGCGCGUUGAAGAAGGCUUUGAAGUAUAUUUUCGUUAAGCGCAAAGAAACGCCGCUCGAACGGUUCCGUCGAAUCGUGAAUUUGCAGCUUGAACGUCUGGCGGCGGCCAAAGGUAUUCGUGGUGGUACGGCACGCGCGCGAAAUGCGUUCAAAUCAUUUCAUUACGUUCACCGCAUCGCCAAAGUCAAGGACUACGAUGUUGCGAGCGGAAUGCACACGUUGUACUACAAGGAUGACCUUACGCACCAGCGACAUCAAAUCGAUCUCGGCACGGUGACGUAUACGGUUAUGAAGCUCAAGCACAUCCAACCGCGCCGCGUACAGCGCAUUCUGUGGAUCUACGAACUUGUCACCUUUGCGGUCACCGUUGGUUGCUCCAUCCGAUUUCUGGCGUGGGUCGACUGGGGUCGCGGCGAAACCUGGCAACUUUACGGCGUCGCGUUUUGGGGGCAGACUUUGUACAACCUUCUCGCGUUUCCAUUCAUUUUGAUGGUCAUCCCGGGCGUGAACAAGCUCAUCUGUCACGCCCCGAAGACUGGAUACGACAGAAAUGGCAACUUGAAACGCUUCAGAAAGCGUGCGACGUUCGAAGAAGACAUCGAAGACGAGCCCAACCCGCGUUCGCGGUGCGCGCCGGCGUGUUACCCAUUCGUCAAGCCCUGGCGCGUAUGACGCGCGCGACAUCGUCGACCCAUAUUUAUCUCUCAUCAAUAACCAACAUCAUCGAUAACAAUAACCAACAUCAUCGGUACUGUAUCGCGUACUGUAAUAAUCAUA